Messenger RNA from Anneissia japonica, 5735 nucleotides. RefSeq names its product kelch-like protein 8. The record is from RefSeq and is a predicted model, not a curated record. NCBI's taxonomy places the organism in Eukaryota, Metazoa, Echinodermata, Crinoidea, Comatulida, Comatulidae. Gene Ontology annotation, molecular function: protein binding. The transcript has 11 exons. Bases 277 to 2172 code for a protein of 631 amino acids.
ACGGAAUCUACGGUACGGAUGGAAUACUAGAGGGGCACUGUACCGAAACAUGGCGGUUGGGAAAUUAAUCAUUUUUAUAUAGGCCUAGGCCUAGUGUUUUGAUGUUGAAUAUUUAUUUGUAUAUGUAGACAAUCAGACUAUGAAAAUGGAAGAAUCCAUUGGUGAAGACACUAAAAGAGGUUUGUUGAUAUCAAAGCAGUUUACAUGUUGCGUGGUGGGGGACAUAGUACCAAGAUUUAGCACUGUCACCUUUGACGUCAUUGUUGACCAAUACACAUGGGCUGUGUACUUCUGAGGCCAUUUGAGAAAAAGUCAACUGUAAUUAUUGAGAUUUCUGGGACAAGUAGAAAGAGCCGAAACAUGGAGGCCACCGAUUCGAUUAUUCCAAUUGUACAAAGAAUCCAAAUAUCUCCACGAUCCAUGACUACGUUUGAGAGCCACACACAUUGGAAAGAGUCGUUCAGCAUCCUACAAGACUUGUAUUUAGAUCGUAAACUAUGUGAUAUCACGUUACUCGUCGGAAACAAACGAAUACACUGCCACAGACUCGUUCUUGCAUGUUGCAGUCCAUAUUUUAAAGCCAUGUUAACCUCUGACAUGGCGGAGAGUAGGCAGGAUACGAUAACCAUUAGGGAUUUAGACGAAGACGCCAUGGAAAAUGUAAUCAACUUUAUGUACACAGCAAAACUUGUUUUGACUAUUGACAAUGUGCAGAAACUCUUGUACGUUGCGAGUAUCCUGCAACUUGAGGUCGUAACAAAAGCGUGCUGCGAUUUUAUGCGCACGCAUCUUCACCCGAGUAACUGUCUCGGUGUACGUAAUUUUGCUGAGCUUCAUGGUCGAUCCGAACUUGUUAAGUCUGCAGAUAAAUUUACGCAUGAAUUUUUUUGUGAUAUUGUGCGACAGGAGGAUUUUUUGAAUAUUAGUUUUGAACAUUUUCUAACAGUAAUUGAAUCGUCUGAUUUGAAUGUUGAGAAUGAAAUGCAAGUAUACAAAGCUGUUAUGAAAUGGGUUAAGCACGACCUUAUAAAUAGAGAACGGUGUCUUCCAGAGCUAAUGUCUAAGGUCAGACUUCCAAUGUUAAGUCCAGAGUUCCUGAUGGAAGAGGUAGAAAACGAAGAGUUGUUUCGACGGAACCAUGCCUGUCGGGAUCUCGUUGACGAAGCAAAGAAUUAUUAUCUGGCAGUAAACAAAGUAGUCUCUAAGUUCUCACCCAAGUCGAUAACAAGCGAUCGUGUUAGACCAAGAAAAAGCUGUGCAGGUGUUAUUUUUGUUGUUGGCGGACGAGGUGCUACCGGUGAUCCCUUUCGAAGUAUGGAAUGCUACGAUUACAGGAACGACACGUGGUCACAGGUGAAGGAGAUGAAUUGGAAACGCAGGCAUGUUGGGGUUACGUCUAUAAACGGUAAAGUUUAUGCAGUUGGUGGCCAUGAUGGUAGAGAACAUCUGAACUCAAUGGAAGUGUUUGAUCCAAAAAAGAAUACUUGGGUUCUGGUCGCACCAAUGAACAAUAAAAGACGUGGUUUAGCUGUUGCUAGUCUUGGUGGUCCACUAUACGCUAUUGGGGGCCUGGAUGAUGAAGUGUGUUUCUCGGAAGUAGAACGCUACGACAUCUCCACAAACACUUGGGAGAAGGCUGCCUCCAUGAACACACCCCGAGGUGGUGUCGGAGUGUGCACAUUUAAUGGAUGUAUUUAUGCAAUCGGCGGUAAUGAUGGCCAAGCAACUUUGAACACCUGUGAACGUUAUAACCCUCACCUAAACAAAUGGUGUGAGAUAGCGCCAAUGCAUACAAGACGAGCGGGAGGCGGACUCACGGUCCUCAACAGGAGUUUAUACGCAAUAGGUGGAUUUGAUGACAGUUCACCAUUGAAUACUGUUGAAAAAUAUGACGUUGCAAAUGACAAAUGGAAAUUCAUAAAACCAAUGAACGUGUGUCGUGGUGGUGUUGGAGUCACGACCAUGUGUGGAAAAAUAUUCGCAGUUGGCGGUCACAACGGAUCAGCCUAUUUAAGUUCUGUUGAGUGCUAUGAUCCAGAUACAGACAGUUGGACGAUAUUGCACAACAUAGCAAUAUGUCGGGCAGGUGCUGGUGUAGUAACAUGUGCAUGUAGUAUACAGUUACUGAAAGAUGCUACAAAGAGCAGCGGGGACAUUGAGAGGUACCUAUAGAAGUAUGAUUUCCAACAAACCACAGAGAUACCUGUUUAGAGGUCAUCUUGUAGAGGUCUCAUUGCCAACAAAGCAGAGAAGUAUCUGGAGAGGUUUAAUUGUUAACAAGCCAAAAAAGUACCUGUACAGGUUUAAUUGCCAACAAAGCAGAGAGGUAUCUGGAGAGGUUUAAUUGCCAAAAACUCAGAGAGGUACCUGUCAACAAACCAGAGAGAAGGGCCUGUAGAUGUUUAAUUGCCAGUACUCCAGAGAGGUAUUUGUAUAUCUUUAAUUGCCAACAAUCCAGAAAGAUAGAGGUUUGUCUAUACACAUAAAGUUACUUUUAGAUGUUGGACUCCUGUGGAUUUGAUUGUUAACAGGCCUGAACCAAGAAGGUCCAUUGAGUUUCUAUAGACAUACAUAUCUAAACCAGUACGUCUGAGUAAAGACAUACUCACUUAAGCACAGAUGAUUCAUUGAGGUUCUAUAGACAUACACAACUGAACCAAGAUCAUCUAUUGAGUUCCUAUAGACAAUAUCUCAUGUCCACAAAGGCUAGAAAAUAUAAGAAGGAAGUGUUUUAUAUAUUUAAUUAGCUUUGCCCAUUACAAAAAAUAAUUUUUGACUAAAGGAUAACCUGUACAAUUAACACUCGCUUGUUAAAACUGUUGGUAAUAUUCAACGCAGAGAUGAUACAAACCAAAGUAAUAGUUGCCUGAUACACACCACACCUUGCUAAUAGGGAGAUUUUGCAACCUUACAAAACGAUAACCAAUACGAAUACGUCAUUAUCAUUAUUCGUACCGCAAACAUUCUUGACAACAUGCUGUAUAAGCUGAAUGAUUCUAAUUCUUCCAAAAGACUUUAGCCUGAUUCUCACGAGAGCCCUAGUAUCCGGAUCUGGAGCUAACCGUUAGCGCUAACCAUUAGCCCCUGUGUGAGAACGCCAGAUCCAUUAGCGCUAACCAUUAGUGGUAUCAGCGCUAUCAGUUAGCACAUUGAGCGCGUUUCUAUCAUCAACCAAUCGCACAUGCGCAUUUACAAUUUUACAGUUUGUUAUUGGCCAGUUAUUCGAUCAUCAUAUUCUUGGUAUCCGGAUGGUUAGCAGAGUCCGGAUCCUGCUAACCGUUAGCUGCCGUGUGAGAACAUAGCCAUGAAUGGCCUACGCUGUGACAGAUACGCUACUAUAGGCGGGAAGGAUUGUCUAAAAAUUUCAUUACGUAACCGUAUUCAUUAUCGUUUUCUUAAGCUUGUGAAAACUCCCUUAUGACUGCAAUACUGUUACAUGAAUUUUACUCUGCCUUAGUACCUCCACAGAGGUAUUGUUGACACAGUGCUUCAGUUGUACCAAUGAAAAGAUAGAAUACUGCGUAGCAAGGCGGUGCGGUUUAAAGAGUAACUCAUUAACUUGGAGGUACUGCAUGGUACCUGUAUGGUAUCAUUAGGGUGGAGCUGUAUAUACACCACCUCACAAUGAGUUACAAUGUCAGUACCUCUGUGAUACUGCUAAAUGCUUUGUACAAUUUAAUGGUGCUUCAUUAGUCUAUUUCAUAUUGCAUUACUUUUGUAAAUCUGAAGUUCUUUGAAAUAGUUUAAUCUUUAUCAAAGGAGUAUCGUAUGUCAGGGUAAUGAACUAAAAAUGUGACAGAAAGCACUAAUAACACCAAUAUCUUAUUGUGCUUUACUGUACAUGAAAAAUUGCAGUGACACGAUAUAUAGAUCUUUCCUGUUUCUAAACUUUUAAGAGAAUUGGAUCGAUAAAAAUUACAGAGUGAAAAAAUAACAGCAUAGGUUAAAGGAUAAUACAGUAAUGAUAGUUACGGUGCACCCUCGAAGUCGAGAACACUUAUUCAAAAAACCAAAUAAUAAUCUUAAUCAAAAGCUAACCCUCUAUAAUUGGAGUCGGAGAGCAACCAAAAUUUUCAGGUACCAAUGUGGUCUCAAAUUGGAGGGUGAAAUUUUGUUUUUAUUAAUUGUUUAUUUUUUUUAUUUGUGUAAUGGUUGACUAAUGGCUCCAUCCCUCUUUGAAGAAAGAGUAAAACCCUUUAUUUAAAAAAAAAAAAUCCUAUUGUUCACAAAGGAUUUAUCAAGAAAGGAUUUUUUUUUUUACAAAUGUUGCUGCAAUACCUGAUUAACAUAACUGAAUAGAGUAAGAUAAUUCCAUAAUUAUUCCAAAUAGUUGCCAGGUUUUCUAACAUAUUCCGAAUAAGUUGAAACAUUGAUUGAAUCAUACAAGAUACAUUCAACUUUAUCUUGAAUCUGUUAUCUGGCAAGUCCAAGAUUUUCUUCCAUAAUUGUCUCUUGAUUUGCAUUACAUUUCAAAUAUUUUAAAUGAGGAUAAGUGAUUGUAUUUUAAACCUGAUGUUGUGGCAAUAUUUUUUACUGUAUUAAAAUGUCAAUUGUAUAUUUUUUUUUGAAAUGAAUGUAUAUUAUAUACCAUUAUAAUAUGUUAUAUAUUAUAAUAUAACAUACCGUAUUUAUUCAAAUAAACGCCUCGCUUAAAAAAAAAUCCCCUUGAAUAAACCCCCCCCCCUUCAAAAACCUUCUCAACAAUAAACGCCCCUGGGCAGGGAUUUUUUUCCUGAAUAAAUACGGUAUAUUAUAUGUUAUGAGAAUGGUUAAGUUGUUUCGGAAAAAAACUAUUGGUUGGAAACAUAAUCAAGUAAUAUGAAUUUGAAUUAUCAACAGAAUCAAAUUAAAGUCUUUCAAAUGUGUAUAAAUUUUAAUUAUGGAGGAAAAUACAAAAUCUUUAGUUCUUUGAGUGUAACCCCACCCCCUGAUCACAAACUUGGAAUGACAUUUUAGAGGUGGUUUUGUACUCGAGGAUUGGAAAAAUAUACAAUAGAGAGCAGGUCUAGCAGGCCUCGCAGCAUCCAGCCUAGAACCUAAGCCUAAUGAAAUAUACAAUUUUUAUUCCAAACCUCUAAGGCUAGCGAAUGGGCUUAAACCACUUUAAGCAUGUUGCAUAAUUUUCUUUCUCAAACGCUUGGGAUGGGUUUAUACUCAUGGUACUACUGUGUAUAUUUUGUUUACCUUCAUGGUGUAAUCAAAAUAAUUGAUUCUCCUUAGUUUAUACAAAAGCAUUUUGCAAUUUAUUUUUAUAAUUCUCGAAUUAACAUUGUUCAAUUUAACCUUUUACAAGUAUGUACAAUUUCCAUUUUAAAUUGUGUAUUUAAGUUUCUAAAAACUAUAUUAUGUGUAAUGCCUGUAAAUAUGAAAUUUUUUAAUUAUGAAGUGUGAUUGAAUGUCUUAUGAUUGUAAGACACAACUAAUAUUUUCUGUUAACUUUAUUUGGUGAUAUUGGAAACUUUAGCAGUGGAAUUAAGCAAUUUGUGUUCAAAUAUAGUAUAAGUCACAUUUGCUCGAAUGUACAUCAUUGUCGCAAGAAAAUUGCAUUAUGAAGUGUAAUGGGAUCAUUUAUAGAAAUUAAAGCUGUGAUAUUUCAACCAUUCACAUGAUGAAUUGGCUAUGGAUGUUUUAUUUCAACAGACAUUAAAUAUUAUGUGAUGACUCGUGAGAGGCUGUUAUGUUUUAAUCAUUUGACCACUCGUCAUAGGUUGUCAUGUUUUAAUCUUUUGAUGGUG